This is a messenger RNA of Cladocopium goreaui, 1575 nucleotides long. NCBI's taxonomy places the organism in Eukaryota, Dinophyceae, Suessiales, Symbiodiniaceae. The record is from the annotation of a GenBank genome assembly.
GCCAAUUUCAAAUACCUGGCGGAGGCGGGAAAGGCGCCGUCGGGCUACAGCUCGCAGAAAUUGGACUCUGCCUUUAUCAACAGAAUAUCGUCGGAGAUCCAAGUCAAGAUGGCUUCAGAGGAGGCAUACCCUUGGGUGUGCCCAUGUGGACGCCUGAACAAAAAGACAGCGAAUCUUUGUGCAUUGUGCUGGGGGCAUUGGACGAAAGGUUUCAAACACGAUGUCACUCCGAAGAAGAGCACAUAUGCUGGGGACUCGCAAUGGACAAAUUCGUGGGAAAAGUGGGAAGAGUGGCCGGAAGGCUGGAAUACAUCAUCAGACUGGGAAGAUUGGGACGAGUCCGCAAGUGCUGGCCGAGCUGGUUCACAAUCGCCCAGAGCGAGGCAGCAUCAGCAAGAUGCUCAGUCGCCAAGAGGUCGAAUGACCAAAGGGAAAGGCAAAGGGAAGUGGAAAGGAAAGGGGAAAGCAAAAGGAGAGCAAAUGGCGAAUCCGUUUGCCUCUGGAAAAGGAGCCUCGUCUUCCUUGCCACAAUGGCCAGCUUGGGAGACUCCGGAAGUUGCAGUCUCUCCAUUCCAGUCAGCUCAAUCGAGCAAAAAUUCCACUAUGCAGGAGAUGGCGUCUCAUUUGCGCUUGGCCUACAAAGAAAGGGACACACCCACAGAGGUUCAGGCCUUUCUGGACAAAGCCGACAAAGAGUACAGCAGAAACAACAUCAAGUCGCUCCAUGCAGCCACCAAGAGCCUAGAUCAUGCUCAGAAGGCACUGAGGGAUGCAGUCAACGCCAAAAAGGAUCACAGAUUGCAAUGGACAAAGCAUGUCAGCGAAGGGAUCAAGAUAUGGGAGGCACAGCUGGAAAGCUAUCGUGUUCACCAGUCGACCCUGGCGGAGCAUGCUGCACGUGCACGAGCAGAAAUAGAGGCAUCUCGGAAGGUUCUCAAAGAAGUGAGCGACAACACCGUGAAAGAGGGCAAUCUAUCGAUUCCGCAGCCGAUUCAGGAAGAGGCAGAAGAUGUGGCCAACGAAAACAGCGUCGACCCCGAGGAGCAGAAGCUGAGAGACCAGCUCCAGGGAGUCUUGAACGCUUGUGCCGGGUCGCUUGGUCUCCAAUCGGCUCCACAGGAAAUUCAGAUAGAGGCCUCAGAGGACGAGAAAGAUCAAGCUCCCCACAGCAAAAGGCCGAGAUCGGUAGAACCCAUGAAGCCUGCCGCGGAUCAAACUCGAAGUUUGGCAACAGACCUCAUUGUUGGUGGAGAUGCGGUCUCAAUGAUGCAGACUGCACAGGUCGAUAGUGGCAAUGCUGAGCAAGAUGGCAACAAUCCUGAAGUUGACUUUGAAGAUGCAAUGCUUAUGCAAGGCUUCAUGUCGGGCUUGGCCCUGUUACAGCUUGAAGCAAGGGUCAAGCGUCGGUCCUAUGAAGCACAUGACGAAGAAUUGAAAGGAGGUCUAAGCGUCAAAACAGGACAUCUUGCGUCGCAGAUUGUGGUUUGUGCUUGGGAGGUUAAUCAGGGCAAGAUUGAGAUUGAACUGCACAGUGGACGCCGACUGCAAGGAUGCCUUGCAGGCCUCACCACCUUA